ACUGAAGCUUCUUCAACAACAACAAUAGCACCAACGACAACCACAACAACAUCACCUUCGACAACUGCAGCUCCUACAACAACCACAACAGAAGCUAGUACAACAACUGUAGCUCCAACGACCACUACAACUGCAGCAGCUGCUACAGAAAUCACAACUGUAGCUCCUACGACCACCAAAAUUGCAGCUUCUACCACAACAACAGAAGCUCCUAAGACCACUACAACUACAGCAGCUCCUACAACAACUGUAGCUGCUUCCACAACCACUACUGUAGCCCCUAUGGCAACAACAACUGUAGCUCCAACAACAACUUUAGCUACUAUAGCAAGCACAACAGCAGCUGCUACGACAACCACUACAGAUUCUACGACAUCUACAACAAGCCCAACAGUACCCACUACGGCAACACCUUCAGCUCCUACAACGACAAUAAUAGUAGAUCAUGCGACAAGUACAACUGCAGCAGCUAUAACAACAACAACUGAAGCUGCUUCCACAACCACUACUGCAGCCCCUACUGCAACCACAACAGCCCCUACUGCAACCAGAACAGAAGAUCCUUCUACAAUAACUACAAAAACAUCCCCUACGACAACUGUAGCUCCUACGACAACCACUGUAGCUUCUACAGACACUACAACUGCAGCAGCUCCUACAACAACAACUGAAGCUGCUCCCACAACCACUACUGAAGCCCCUACUGCAACAACAACUGAAGCUUCUUCUACAACAACUAUAGCACAUACGGCAAACACAACAACUGUACCUACGACAACUGCAGCUCCUACUACAACCACUGUAGCUCCUACAGCCAAUACAACUGCAGCAGCUCCUACAACAACAACUGAAGCUGCUUCCACAAGUACUACUGUAGCCCCAACUGCAACCACAACUGAAGCUUCUUCUACAACAACCACAACAACAUCCCCUUCGACAACUGCAGCUCCGACAACAACAACUGUAGGUCCUACAACGCCAAUCACAACUGUAGAUACAACUACCAUUUUAACUCCUAUGACAACCACAACCACAGCUCCGACCUCAACAACUGUAGCUGCUUCCACAACCACUACUGCAUUCCCUACUACAACCACAACGGAAGCUUCAUCCACAACCACUACUGCAGCCCUUACUACAACCACAACGGAAGCUUCUUCUACAACAACUAUACAACCACAACUCUCCAACAACAACUUUAGCUACUAUAGCAAGCACAACAGCAGCUGCUACGACAACCACUACAGAUUCUACGACAUCUACAACAAGCCCAACAGUACCCACUACGGCAACACCUUCAGCUCCUACAACGACAAUAAUUGUAGAUCGUGCGACAACCCCUAUGGCAACAACAACUGCACCUCCAACAACAACUUUAGCUACUAUAGCAAGCACAACAGCAGCUGCUACGACAACCACUACAGAUUCUACAACAAGCCCAACAGUACCCACUACGGCAACACCUUCAGCUCCUACAACGACAAUAAUUGUAGAUCAUGCGACAACCCCUAUGGCAACAACAACUGCAGCUCCAACAACAACUUUAGCUACUAUAGCAAGCACAACAGCAGCUGCUACGACAACCACUACAGAUUCUACGACAUCUACAACAAGCCCAACAGUACCCACUACGGCAACACCUUCAGCUCCUACAACGACAAUAAUUGUAGAUCAUGCGACAACCCCUAUGGCAACAACAACUGCACCUCCAACAACAACUUUAGCUACUAUAGCAAGCACAACAGCAGCUGCUACGACAACCACUACAGAUUCUACAACAAGCCCAACAGUACCCACUACGGCAACACCUUCAGCUCCUACAACGACAAUAAUUGUAGAUCAUGCGACAACUCCGACAACAACAACUGUAGGUCCUACAACGCCAAUCACAACUGUAGAUACAACUACCAUUUUAACUCCUAUGACAACCACAACCACAGCUCCGACCUCAACAACUGUAGCUGCUUCCACAACCACUACUGCAUUCCCUACUACAACCACAACGGAAGCUUCAUCCACAACCACUACUGCAGCCCUUACUACAACCACAACGGAAGCUUCUUCUACAACAACUAUAGCACCUACGACAGCCACAACAACAUCCCCUUCGACAACUGCAGCUCCUACAACAACAACUGUAGCUCCUACAACUCCAAUCAAAACUACAGCUUCUACUACGACAAUAAUUGCAGAACCUGCGACCACCACAACUGA
Molecule: messenger RNA, 2214 nt
Organism: Salmo salar (Atlantic salmon)
Lineage: Eukaryota; Metazoa; Chordata; Actinopteri; Salmoniformes; Salmonidae
Source: RefSeq, a predicted model, not a curated record